AUGGCAACGACCCUUGGCAAAGAGACUGGCAUGGACGCUACGAUGAUGGUGGAAGCCGCUGCCACCGAUGGAACGACGGCAGAGAUGACGGACAUCGCGUACAUGACCAUGGAGGAUUCCGAGGCGCUCCCUGGGCAGAUGGUCGAGACAAAGGGUUUAAAGGGCUCGAUUCAGGAGGCGUUCAGUGGGAUCCCAAGGCUGAUGGUAGAGAUUACGGACAUCACGUACAUGACCGUGGAGGAUUCCAAGGUGCUCCCUGGGCAGAUGGUCGAGACGGUAGCUUUAGGUUACAUGAUCAAGGGGAUCCUCAUCGCUGGAUUGACUCCUAUGUGGGAGGUUCAGAUUCCGGGUCUCGUUCUGAAGGGUGGCAAAGCUAUGGUGGGUGGCAACCAGACCAAGGGACACAGUCUGGGUGGACUAACUGGAACUCCGAAGACCAUGGCAAAGGACUCCGACGACUUGGGCAACUCCGCGAGGUCGUACCUCCGCCAGAUUGAGGAGCUUUCGGUUGCAAAGCUCAGUACCAAUGGCGGGCUGCAGUACUUCACUAGCUGGGUUGCCGCGAGGUUCUUGGACUUGGAGGUGGCACGUAUUGGCCGGGCUUUCUCUGACUUCUUCAGGAAGCUCAGGAGGAAACCUGGACAGACGAUCCGCGAGUACAACACUGAGUACGAUCGGCUCCAUGGGAGGUUGCGCGAGGUAGGCUGCUCUUUGCCGGAGGAGUGCGCGGCCUGGCUCUACUUAGAUCGGCUGCAGCUGGAGGAGGCACAAGAGUUGAACCUGCUCGCCAGCGGGCCAGAGAAAGCCCUGGGAGGCCGGCGGAGGCAGGCCGAGACGGAGCGCUACAGGACCCAGCAGAGGAGCCGUGGGACCACCAGUGGAGGACAAGGCGACGGCGGAGAAAGGGCACCGAAGGGCGACGGGCAGUCUGGAGACCGCAAGGCUGGAGAUGGAGGACGUGACGGUGAUCGCGAGGCCAAGCUCAAAGCGAUGAAAGCCCGGAGCUUUUGCGGAGGCUGCGGAAGACGCGGUCAUUGGCAUCGCGGCGAUGCCUGUCCUUUAAACCGCGGCGGAGACAAGGGCAAAGCGGAUCAGAGUGCGAGCGUGGCCAUGACUACGGUGCUGCCGGCGGACGUCUACGCCUUGAAACACCUGCCCAGCCGAUUGCUGGGGGUCGCCGACACGGCUUGCGCAAGGACAGUGGCCGGUACGCAGUGGCUGCAGUCUUACACGGACCUCCUCAACGAGCUCGGGGAGAAGCCAGUCCUGCAGAAAGAGUGCGAGGCCUACCGGUUCGGGGCGGGGAGAGUCCACUACUCUUCGUUCUAUGUCGUCGUGGCUUUUCGACUCGGUAACUACAACAUCCAAGUGCGCACAUCCAUCAUCACCGGGGACCUGCGAUUGCUGCUCAGCAAAACAGUCCUUGGAAAGCUAGGCAUGGUGUACGAUGUACAGAAUGGCAGGGCUGACUUCAAGGCCAUCGACCUCAAGGACUACGAGCUGACUACCACCACUUCGGGGCAUCCAGCCCUACCGAUCGUUCCUGUCAGUGCUCUGUCUGGCGAAACGUCAGACUUACAGAUCGAGGACCUCAGACUGCAGACC
This is a messenger RNA of Symbiodinium sp. CCMP2456, 1605 nucleotides long. The record is from the annotation of a GenBank genome assembly. NCBI's taxonomy places the organism in Eukaryota, Dinophyceae, Suessiales, Symbiodiniaceae.